AUGGAGGGUGACUUAUCUGAAUUAUUACAAAGAUUUUCGCUGGAGGGGAAUGAGAUCUCUGGAGCUAAACUGGAGUUGGAGGACCUGAGCAGUGGAAUAAAGGAUUGUGAAGGAAGUCUGAUAGGAAGAAUCAUGGGUGAGAAGAUAGCUAACUUCACCGGGGUGAAGAAUUUUGUGACUGCAGCAUGGAGUUACCCCAAGAAUCUGACAGUCAUGGAAUUGGGACCAAACCUGUUCCAAUUCAAUAUCCCAAACCAGGAUGAUAUAGAAAGAAUAGUGACAGGGGGUCCAUGGUUAAUGGAUAAUCAAAGCUUAGUGUUGAACAGAUGGUCAGAAGGGGUAGAAGAGAAUUAUGGGGCUUUUAUUACUGCUCCUUUAUGGGUUCAGAUUUGGAACCUUCCUGUGCAUUGGCUCUCCAAAGAGGUGGGCAGGAAAAUUGGAGUAGUUUUUAAGGAUGUAAAGGAAGUUGUUAUCCCUCAGGGAGGGGGAAAGGAAGGUAGGCAUUUGAAGGCUUUAGUACAUGUUGAUCUGUCCAAACCCCUGCUCAGAGGAACAUUGGUGCAGAUAGCAGGGUCACUUAAGUGGGUCGCUUUUAAGUAUGAAAGGUGCCCGGAUUUCUGUUAUAAGUGUGGAAUAGUAGGACAUGGGGAACGGACUUGCAAAGAAAGCAUAACUGUUCCAGAGGGUCUGUUGGAGAACCAAUACGGCCCAUGGAUGCGUGCUGGGAAUAACAGAAGCCCUGCCAAAGAGAGAGUGGUAAGGGAUGAUACGGUGAAGGAUAAAAGAUACUGGAAGUUCCAGAAUGGAGAAAUGGUGGAGAGGGAGAAGAGAAGGACCCAAUCAGGUGAGGUGCUUCUAAAGGCUCUUAGAACCUCAGGAUUAGGACAUGGAAGUUCCCAGGAGUUUACGAAAGAACAUGAGAAUGAAAAGGGGGUCCUGCAAAAUCGUAGUGAUCCCUACAUUGAUGUGGAAACUAGUGGAAGGGAACAUGGAAGUAGAGAGGACCCCCAAUCCUCGAACAAGGAAAAUCUUGAUGUUCCUCGUGUAGCUCAGGAGAAUGUAGAGGAGAAUCAGUCUGUAGUUGAAAUGGAGGUUUUGGAGGAGGACAGAGAUUUUUUGCACAAAAUGGCUGGGACAGGAGAAUAG
Coffea arabica (coffee) is the source of this 1146-nucleotide messenger RNA. NCBI's taxonomy places the organism in Eukaryota, Viridiplantae, Streptophyta, Magnoliopsida, Gentianales, Rubiaceae. The record is from RefSeq and is a predicted model, not a curated record.